UACGCAGCCAGCAGCAUGGCCGCUACCUCGGAGUAGUCACGGUUCGACCGUGACGCGAAUUUCACUCCUAAGGAGGCGUUGUCCUACCGGCGGGUUCAUUCUUACGUUAAACCGGGGGAUGGGAUCACCCAACCCGUCAUUUUAACGGCAUUAUUUUAUUAUUUUGUGGUUUUAGCUCAGAGUUUUAAUAUUAUUUUAUCAACAUGAUCAAGAACGGUCACCACACAUCGAGUGAGCAGGGCAUAGAGAGCGGCGCUAAGCAGGGAGACUUGGCUUGCAGCCCAGAGAAGAGGAAGCGCUCUGUCCGGGUGUGGUGUGAUGGCUGUUAUGACAUGGUGCACUACGGCCACUCCAACCAGCUGAGACAGGCUAAGGCCAUGGGAGAUUACCUCAUCGUUGGAGUACAUACAGAUGAAGAGAUUUCGAAGCACAAGGGUCCUCCUGUCUUCACCCAGGCAGAGAGGUAUAAGAUGGUGCGGGCUAUCAAGUGGGUGGAUGAGAUAGUAGAGGGUGCUCCCUACGUCACCACACUGGACACACUGGACAAAUACAACAGUGACUUCUGCGUCCACGGAGAUGACAUCACCCUGACGGUGGACGGUAAGGACACGUAUGCGGAGGUGAAGAGAGAGGGCCGGUACCGGGAGUGUAGACGCACCCAGGGAGUCUCCACCACAGACCUGGUGGGCCGCAUGCUGCUCAUGACUAAAACCCACCACAGUAACAUCGACAACUCAGACUACCAACAGCACACGGACAACUUUGGGAAGGGUCCUAAGGGCCACAGUCCAUGGACAGGAGUGUCCCAGUUCCUCCAGACUUCCCAGAAGAUCAUCCAGUUUGCCUCAGGACAGGAGGCCCAACCUGGGGACACCAUCAUCUACGUAGCCGGGGCCUUCGACCUCUUCCACAUUGGUCAUGUUGACUUCCUGGAGACUGUCUACAAACAGGCUGAGAGGCCUUACGUCAUCGUGGGACUGCACUUUGACCAGGAAGUGAAUCGCUACAAAGGGAAGAACUAUCCAAUCAUGAACAUCCACGAGAGAACCCUGAGUGUCCUGGCCUGCAGGUAUGUAUCAGAGGUGGUGAUUGGGGCUCCCUACGCUGUGGGUAAAGAUCUGCUGGACCACUUCAAGGUGGACCUGGUGUGUCAUGGGAAGACAGAGGUGUUUCCUGACAGGGACACUGCAGACCCUUAUGCUGAGCCUAAGAAGAGAGGUAUCUUCCGUACAGUAAACAGUGGUAACGGUUUGACCACCGAUGACAUCGUACAGAGAAUUAUCAAGAACCGGCUGCAGUUUGAGGCAAGGAACCAGAAGAAGGAGGCCAAGGAGAUUGCGGUGUUUGAGGCGAUGAAAAGCCAGGCAGAGGGAGAGCAGGCCGGGGACACGGCCCAGGCAGCACAGUAACCAGAUCAAACUAGUUCAAACCAGACCCAGCUGUCUCAAAACUGAUCCUAACCCAGAGUUUCUCAAACUCGAGAAACUCUGAAAUAACUUUUUUUAAAUUGCGUUUGGUUCAUAGAACUGGGGUUAAGUCAGUAACCUCCGGUAGCUGCUAGAUGCCGUUGUCAUAGUGAGAGCGGUUUUGGUUUUCUUUCCUCCUAUCUUUUGAAUGGUUUAAUCACCGGUUUCCCUCCUCAAAGCCCAGAAGCCUCAGAACAGAGUGGACAAGA
Messenger RNA from Oncorhynchus gorbuscha (pink salmon), 1675 nucleotides. Its product is annotated as ethanolamine-phosphate cytidylyltransferase-like. Bases 204 to 1409 code for a protein of 401 amino acids. Gene Ontology annotation, molecular function: ethanolamine-phosphate cytidylyltransferase activity. Gene Ontology annotation, cellular component: cytoplasm. Lineage: Eukaryota; Metazoa; Chordata; Actinopteri; Salmoniformes; Salmonidae. The transcript is spliced from 13 exons. Gene Ontology annotation, biological process: phosphatidylethanolamine biosynthetic process. The record is from RefSeq and is a predicted model, not a curated record.